UGUCAGUCAGUCGAUCGCGUUCAUUAGCUCGCAACGCAGUGAAGUGUUUAAUAUAAAAAUAUUUAUAAUUCAAUAUUUCUGGCGCUUUGUUCUGUUUUUCAUUUGUUUAGUUUUCUACACAGCUGCUUUAAAAAAUUUUAAAUUUACGAAUUUAUAGCAUCGAAUGUAAAUUAAUUCGAAUUAAUUGAUUCACAAGUUGUAAAUUUUUCAAGCAAAAACUGACAAACAAAAUGAUUUUGAAAGUUCCUUCAAAUGAUUGGUCCGACCAAUUUGAAUAUGUAGUGGAGGAAGAUGAUUCGCUAUCAGAUUUAGAAGAUGAACAGGAUUUCUCUGAGUAUUUAUGGAUGGAGAAUGAAGAAGAGUUCGAUAAGAACGAGUUAAAACGUCUUGAAGAAGAGGAUAUUAUGAAAGAAUGCAUUGAGGCAAUGCUUGAGGACGAACUUGAAGCUGAAUUGGCUGAAUGGCAGAAAGCAAAAACCGAAGAGUUAAAUGCAGCAUUAUCGUCGCUCGCUGUGAGCGAAUGCAAUGUUGAACAUUCCAUUCUCAAUCCUCUGGCUGCUGAGUUCGUUCCGCAAAAGCACAUCAUUGGACUGGGUACUUCGUAAACCCCAACCCCAUCAUCUCUUACACCCUAAUUGGAAUGUAAUGCAACACACGAAUCAUUAAAACGGAACGCAUCAACAAUACCAUAUGAAAUUGUACGUAAUGACCCGAAUAACACAAACUCAAAACAAAACAAAACAAAAAAUUCAAAUAUUCUUAUUCAAGUAUAUUUCAAGAAAACAACAAAAAAAACAAA
This is a messenger RNA of Anastrepha obliqua, 799 nucleotides long. RefSeq names its product polyadenylate-binding protein-interacting protein 2 (gene Paip2). NCBI's taxonomy places the organism in Eukaryota, Metazoa, Arthropoda, Insecta, Diptera, Tephritidae. The record is from RefSeq and is a predicted model, not a curated record. Gene Ontology annotation, cellular component: cytoplasm. Gene Ontology annotation, biological process: negative regulation of translational initiation. Gene Ontology annotation, molecular function: mRNA regulatory element binding translation repressor activity. The transcript is spliced from 4 exons. The coding region runs from base 231 to 605 and encodes 124 amino acids.